Messenger RNA from Candida albicans SC5314, 2952 nucleotides. It is a transcript of the gene PNG2, whose product is annotated as Png2p. Bases 1 to 2952 code for a protein of 983 amino acids. The record is from RefSeq and is a predicted model, not a curated record. The transcript has a single exon. NCBI's taxonomy places the organism in Eukaryota, Fungi, Ascomycota, Pichiomycetes, Serinales, Debaryomycetaceae.
AUGUCAUCAACAAUUCCCAGUGAAGACAAGAAACCUUUAUUGGAUUCUGAAAUGGAACCAGAAGUUUCUGUUAAUAAUAACGAAGAAUUGCCACCUUAUUCCGACAAUGAGAAACAUCUGUUAUUGUCAGAUAAUGAGAAAUGUGACUUGGAAGAAGUUCCAACAAGCUAUAGAGUAACUCGUCAUUCCAAUAAAUUCAAAAGAUUUUGUCAAAUCUUAUCAUUAUUUGGAGUGCUUUAUUUGGUAAACUUUUUGUACAUCAAUCGUGAUGAUUUUGCUCGUGGAAUGUCAACUCAUUUCAGAUUUAACUGUGGUUCCUUGGUUUCGCAGCAACCCCUUCAGGAAACUAAACUUGACCAUCAUCCAAUUUUCAGAAAUUUGAUUGAUGUGGUCGAUACUACUUACUCUGAUCAACAAGAAGGCAAUAACACUGCUAAAGAAAUCAUUUCUGUCACCAAUCCAUACACACCCAAUCCUCGUUAUGGUGAAUCGUUAUACACUACUACUUUGAUCAAGAAUCAUAAAUUUGGUAACAGUUGGAAUCAACCGGCAGUUGUCAAUUUUACUGCACCAUCCAAUAUUUCUUUUGAUGCUGUGGUUUUAACUUUACACACCGAAGUAGAAGGUGUGCAAUUUGAUAGAUUGGCUAAUUUGUUUGUUGAUGGUAUCCAAGUCUGGAGAACUUCAACCAUUGAACCUGGUGGUCGUAAAGUAUUUAGUGAUUUCAAAAAAGAUGUCAGCAAAUAUUCCAAACUUUUCAAAAAAGAGAAUGUACAAAUCUUAUUCCAAUUAGAUAAUUUGGUUACAUCUAAAUUGACAGGUAUUUUUGAUGUUACUUUAACUGCAGAUUUUUACAAGUUCCAUAGACACCCACAUUACCGUGAUGGAAAAAAUGAACACAAUGAAAAACGUUAUGGUCAUGAAGAUAAAUUGAAUGAGUUCUAUGAAGAACAAAAUGAUCAAGAUUAUGAAAAAGAGUUUAUUGAUAGUUUUGAACACCAUAGAGGUGACUUCCAAGAAGAUGAAAAAAACCAUCAUGACGAUCACCAUAAAGAUAAACACCAUAAAGGUAAACACCACAAGGAUGACAAACAUCACAAGGAUAAGGAUGGAAAACCCAAAAAACCAGAACAUCCUCCACAUGAACCACCUCACGAACCACCUCAUGAACCACCUCAUGAACCACCCCACGAACCACCUCAUCAUCCUCCACAUGAACCACCUCAUGAACCACCUCAUAAACCACCCCACGAACCACCACAUGAACCACCUCAUAAACCACCCCACGAACCACCUCAUGAACCACCUCAUGAACCACCUCAUGAACCACCUCAUGAACCACCUCACCAUCCUCCACACCACCCACCACACCACCCACCACAUGAUCCACACGACCCAAACCAUCAUCAUGGAAAGUACCACGAAGAACGUAGAAUUUUCACUGAAGCCAAGCCUGCAGAUGAGAUUUAUCCAUUGACUUUCAACAAGAACCCUAAUCAGGCCCCAGUUGUUUAUCUUGCAUCCAAUAAACUCUCAGUUAAUUUACCAAAAGUUUCCAAAAACACAACACGUUUAACUCUUUCGAUUUUCACUUCUGGUAAUGCUGCAGAUGAAUUUUGGUACACCAACGUUGUUGAUAAAUACAAGGAUAUUUUUGCUGAUAGAGGUAAUCCGUUUAUUGGUAAAGGUCCAGUUAGAGUAGUCAAUGUUUACUUCAAUGGUGAGAAAAUAGCUGCUCAAACUCCGGAACCUGUUAUUUUUACUGGAGGUAUUUCACCAGCUUUAUGGUCACCUGUUGUCUCAUUUAAUGCAUUUGAUGUGCCAUCUAUCGAUGUUGAUGUUAGUGGGUUGUUGCCAUAUCUUUGGGAACAUCAAGCUAUUGAAGACAAAAUUUUAGAAAUUGAAGUUAGUAAUGGGUUGGGUGAAAUUGAUAAAGACACCACCACUUCAGUAAAUGAAAAUUGGGUCACAUCAGCUAACUUGUUAACAUACCAAAAUGACCAAGUUAUUGAUGCUACUGGUGAGGUCAUUAAUAUUGAUAACGAAAGUUCGGAAGUUGUUCUUACGGUUGCACCACCAUACACCCGCUCAUUACAACAAAUCAUCGAUGCUUCCUUUAGUGCUCAAUUGAUCAGUCAGUUUAGUUUGACUUUGAAAAAUAACAGAACUUUGAAUACAACUAUUAGUAGUUAUUCUAAAGCUGAAGUAUCGAAUGUUCAAAGUUAUUCCCGUUCUGGUGAUAUCCAAUCUAUUGUUCAUGCUGGUCGCUCUUCACGUUCAGUUCUUAUUCAAGAUAACGACUCUCCGGAGUCUAAAGAUGUCACUGAACAUAAAUCCAAACACCGUAAAUCAGAAAUUCCAGAAAACACGAUUUCUAUUGUUAACAUUACGUUGAAUUACCCAUUGGUGCUUCAUUUGCAACAAAUCUCAAAAGACAUUGGUUCUGGCGAUGAUUUCUUUGUUGAUUAUGAUGUCAGAUUAGCUCAUUCUAAAUCAACCGAUAUUACAUUUGGUGCUAUCCAUGGUGGUAUUCAUACAACUACUUCUCAAAAUGGUACUUCAAGAUUUUUCUUAUCUUCAAAAGGUAACCAUGGAUUUGGAUCCACUUUUAGCAAGUACAAGUCAAAAAUCAAGUUUGGCCCACAUCAAAGAAAGUAUAAAAGAGUUGUGAAUGCAGUUAAUGGAACUAUUGUUUUGGACAAGUCCAAAUCAGGAAAAGAUGACGAACAUGGGAAAACUCACUUGUCUUCAAUGAUGAAAGCUAUGGAAAAAACAUCAGUUUACAAGAAUGCUUCAGAAAUGUUACAAAGUAUUGUAAAUGCUUCAAAAGCUUCUUUCAAAGAAUUUCUUGGUGCUAAACCUGGAUGCCACGGUAUGAAACAUCAUGAAAAUGAAGAUGGGCAUAAGAAAAUGAAGCAUAAAAUGAGAAAACAUCUAUCCGAUGCUCAUUAG